UCUGUUGAGCGUAGGUCUUGUCGCUUGUCAUGUAUUGCUAUCGAAUUGACAAUCUAGAGAAACAAUGGCAUUUGCUAACGAUUUUACAAAAAAAUUGUCUUUAGAGGAGACAAAGGCUCUUAUCUCAAUUUGGUCGAACGAACGGAUUCUCCAGAAUUUGGAACAUAGUUAUAGAAAAAAACACGUGUAUAACGAAAUGUCAACAGUGGUUAAACGACCAUGUAUUCAAGAAGACGGGGAAACAGUGCCAAAUAAAGAUAAGAGACAUAAAGUACUUAUACAGACUUUCACGGAGGAAACCAGGUAAUAGUCGACAGUUGACAGUCUUUGCUGAAUUUCUUAGCGUUAUGCCUGAUAUGCCCAAGUCUAAGGAAACUGGCGACAAGGAUGAUCAUGACGAUAAUAUUGAUGGUCCCCCUCUUCCUCUGUCGUCUCUGCGUCUUUUUGUUCCUCCACUGCGUUUGGUGUCGGCAGCUCUAUGGCAAGUUGUUCAGCAGGGAGACAUAAUGGACUAUGGCUUGGUGGAGGAGUUUGUAACCACUGUGUUGGAGGUGGUCCCGGAUAUGAUGAGUUACCGAGAGAAAGUCCAACUCGCCAUGGGGCUGCGGGCAAAGCUGGUUCUGGAGUUGUGCGAAUCGGUUCAGACAGUGGACCUGGAGGCCAUCCAGCCACACCUGAGCAGGAUUAGGGCCAUCACUAAUAUAGAAAAGAUGCCUGAUCCAGAGGUGGAGGCAUCAGAAUCAAAGUUCUUGGAACUUGUCCGAACUCUUCUAGAUAACCCAAAUAAGAAGAUCUUUUUUUUUAAGGAGGUUUUUCCAGUAGAAUUCGGGCCCAUGUAUGACACAGCACUGCAGACUCUAAUGUGGGAGUUCCUCUCCAGGCUGGAGAAGCUGCUUCCAACACCUACAUUUCAAGAGACUGCGUCGUGGCUCAGACCUGCUCCCUCUCUGCUAAAGGAGUGUGCACAGACUGUAACUCAACCACAUCCUUUGAAGACUCUCCUACUGCACCACAGAUGCCACGGUCAUUUGUUCACUAAUGUUCCUUCAUCUUGUGUCAAUGAUCACAUCCUCUCUUCACUAUCUCACUCGCUCUCAGAGAAGAUGGCAAUGGAUAUUGAUGAGGCAUGCACUAAAACAACUUAUGUACCCAGAUAUUGCCCUGUAUAUAGCACUGACUAUGAGGCUUUGAAAGAGGAAAAUUAUACAGAUGAGGAGCUGGACAGGAGUUUGGACACUGUUAAUAUGAUGCCAGUGGAGUUGAUGGAUAAAGGGAUAGAUGACUGUGGACUGGCAACUGAAGUUGCCAAAGUAGAGACUGAAAUGGCAGAAGAGGUGUCCCAACCAUCAUCAAUGCACAGUGGGGUUGUUGGUCCCUGGUCCCUGGAGGAGACAAAGGCACUGAUCACCAUAUGGUCAAAAGAAGAGAUUCUUCUGAAGUUAAAACAAAGUUAUAGAAACAAACAUGUGUAUAGCGAAAUAUCCAACUUGUUAAACACUCUUGGCUUCCAACGGACUUGGAAGCAGUGUAAAAAAAAGAUUAGAGACCUGGAGUGCAGCUACAGAAAAGCACUGAUAAACCCAUCCAGCAGUAUCCAAGGGAGCUGUUCGUUAUUUUCUGAACUGCGUUGUUCUACGCUUGAUAUUGCUGUGGAAACUGGACAGGUUUCUGAUGGGGAAGAAAUGUCUUUGGAACAUGAUGAAGGGCCUUCUGUGGAUGUUUAUUUAGAAGAUCAUCAACAUGAGGAAAUGGCUUCCAGCAAAGUGACACCGAUGACACUCGCCACAGAGCAAAAAGAUGAGAUAGAAGGGCAUGAAGCAUUUCACAGUCCUCAAAAUGAUAGGAUCAAAAUUGAAGGAGAAACCCAUUGUUGCCAACCGACAGUUAAAGACGUGUCUAAUUUGGAUUUUGAGUCUGUAGUGCCUCUACCCCAACUUCAUGACAAUGCACUUAUGACAUUUCAUCCAUGUUGUUUCAAUGACCACGUCCUCUCUUCACUGCCUCGCAUGGUCUCAGAGAAGGUUGAAACGGACAUUGGGACAAAUUCCGAAUUCUCUUGUGCACCUAGAAAUUGCCUGAUGUAUAAUAAUGAGAGUGAGGCUUUGAUGGAGAAAAAUAAUACAGAGAAGGAGCUGGGUAUGAGUUUGGACACUGUUGUUAAGUCAGUGGAAAUUACUGAUAGGACUGAGGAAGGAGUAAAAAACUAUGAAGAGAGGCUUCAUCGUCAAAAACAAACUGACGCAGUUGUAAAGGUAGGGAUAUUAUAUGCAGAAGACGUGUCCCAAACAUCAUCACCAACAGUCUACCUUGGACGGCCAUGGUCCCUGGAGGAGACAAAGGAGCUUAUCGCCAUUUGGUCAGACAAACAGAUUCUUCAGAAGCUUAAGAAAAGUUAUAGAAAAAGAAAUGUGUAUAGCGAAAUAUCCAAGUUGUUAAACAACCAUGGAUUCAAACGGACUUGGAAGCAAUGUCAAACUAAAAUUAGAGACAUGAAGUACAGCUACAGACGAGCACUGAGAAACCCAAGCAGUGGCAGCAGUGGCUCAGUGACCUGUUUGUUUUUUUCUGAAUUGCGUUCAUUGCUUUCUGCCAUGCCUGAUGAUGAUAAUAAUGAGGGAAAUGGACAGGUUUCAGAUGGAGAUGAAAUGUUUUCAUAUCAUGACGAAGGUCCUUCUGUGGACGUUUAUUUAGAAGAGCAUCAACAUCAUCAACAUGAGGAAAUGGCUACUGUAAAAGGGACGCCAAAAACACUCACCACAGAGCAAGCAGACGUGAAUAAGGGUCAUGAGGCAGUUUAUAGUCCUAAAUGUGAAGGGAUCAAAAUCGAAGGAGAAACCCUUUGUUGCCAACAUGCGGUUGACGACAUGUCUCAUUUGGAUCUACAGCCUAUAGUGCUUCUACCUCAACUUAACAACAGUGCUUUGAUGACACUUCAUCCGUCUUGUGUCUCUACACUGCCUCGCUUGGUCUCAGAGAAGGUGGACAUGGACAUUGAUGAGACACGUUCUGAGUCCACCAUUGGGCCCAGAAAUUGGCACAUAUAUAAUCGUAAGGCUGAAACUUUGAAAGAGGAAUGUAAUACAGAGCAGGACCUGGGGAUAAGUUUGGUCAGUGUUAACAAGAUGCCAAUGAGCGAUAAGACAGAGGGAGAGAACUAUGACGAGAGACUUAAACAUCAUAAUCCAACUGAUGUUGUAAAGGUAGGGAUUGUAGAUGCAGAAGACAUGUCCCACACAUCAUCAACGGUGCAGAAUGUUGGACGCAACUGGUCCUUGGAGGAAACAAGAAUGCUUAUUGCCAUAUGGUCAAAUGAACAGAUUCUUCUGAAGUUUAAACAAAGUUAUAGAAACAAACAUGUGUAUAGCGAAAUAUCCAAGUCGCUACAUAACAAUGGCUUCAAACGGACUUGGAAGCAAUGUCAAACUAAAAUUAGAGACUUGAAGUGCAGCUACAGACAAGCACUGAGAAACCCAAGCAGCAGAGUCCGAGAGACCUGUCCAUUCUAUUCUGAAUUGCACACAUUUCUUUUCGCCAUGCCCGAUAUGCCUGAGUGUAAGGAAACUAGCCAGGUUUCAGAUGGAGAAGAAAUGCCUUUGGAUCUGGAUAAAGGGCCUUCUGUGGACGUAUAUUUAGAAGAGCAUCAACACGAGGAAAUGGCUUCUGGACAAGUUACACAAAUGGCAGUCACCACAGAGCAAACAGACAAGAUAAAGGGACAUGAAGCAUUUCAUAGUCCUGAAAAUGAUCAGAUUAAAAUUGAAGGAGAAACCCAUUGUUGCCAACAGGCUGUUGAAGACGUUUCUGAUUUGGGUUUUGAGUCUGUAGUGCGGUUACCCCAACCUCAUGACAACACUGUUGUGACAAGUGAGUCAAACAUUUCUAUACAUGAAAACAAUACUAAAGUACGUUCUGUAACACAAAUAUUUAAUGAUUUUUGUUUUUCAGUUCAUCCAUCUUGUUUGAAUGACCCCAUCCUCUCUUCACUGCCUCACUUGGUCCCCGAGAAGUUGGAAAUGGACUUUGAGUCUGAAUCCAUUUGUGCACCUAGAAAUUGCCCCAGAUUUAACAAUGAUAGUGAGACUUUAAAAGCAGUAAAUAAUGUAGAGGAGUUAAGGAUAAGUUUGGACACUGUUGUUAAGUCAGUGGAAAUUACUGAUAGGAAUGAAGGGGGAAAGAGAAACUAUGACAAGAGACUUAAACAUCGUAAGCCAACUGACGCUGUAAAGGUAGGGAAAUUAGAUGCAGAAGACGUGUCCCAAAUAUCAACAAUGGUGUACCUUGGACGGCCAUGGACCCUGGAGGAGACAAAAGUGCUUAUCGCCAUUUGGUCAAAGAAAGAGAUUCUUCAGAAGCUUAAGCAAAGUUAUAGAAAAAGAAAUGUGUAUAGCGAAAUAUCCAAGUUGUUAAACAACUAUGGAUUCAAACGGACUUGGAAGCAAUGUCAAAGAAAAAUUAGAGACAUGAAGUACAGCUACAGACGAGCACUGAGAAACCCAAGCAGCAGUGGCUCAGUGACCUGUUCUUUCUAUUCUGAACUGCAUACAUUACUUUCUACAAUGCCUCAUAAUAAUGAGGAAACUGGCAAUUUCUCAGAUGAAGAAAUGUCUUUGGAUCAGGAUGAAGGGCCUUCUGUGAAUGUUUAUUUGGAAGACCUUCCACACAAAGAAAAGGCCUUUGUGACAGAAAAUGCAUUUGCUGAAGAGCCAACAGAAGAAAGAAAGAGUGAUAACACUUUUCAAAGUUCUCAAAGCGACAAACUGAUGAAAAUCAAAGAAUCCCAUUGUUGUUUAAAACUGGUUGACGAACUGUCAGAAUUGGCUCUUCAGAGUGUCAAAGAGCUGUCAGAUGAAGAUAUAUCCUCAACGUCUUAUAGAGUUUUAAAUGAUGAGAGCUGGACACAGAACUAUAAAUGGACCUUGGAAGAGACACAGACACUUAUCGCCAUAUGGUCAAAUGAAGAAAUUCUUAAGAAGUUAGAGCAAAAUUUCAGAAACAAACACAUUUAUAGCGAAAUGUCAAAGUUGUUAGAUAACCAUGGCUUCAAAAGGACUUGGAAGCAGUGUCAAACAAAAAUUAGAGACCUGAAGUACAUGUACAGAAGAGCGCUUAGGGACCCAAGCAGUAGAGUGAACUUCUCGUUCUUUUCUGAACUGCACACAUUUCUUUCUGCUCUGUAUGAUAGGAGAAAAAAUGAUUGUAUCACUCAAGUGCUAGAAGAUGUAUCUGUUUUGGAUCUUCAACCUGUAGUGCUGCUGCCACAAGUUCACAAAAAUGUACUGAUGAAAUGUGAGUAUAUUGAAAAUAUAAUACUGAUAGUAAGUUGGAGGUACCAUACUGUGCAAAGGUUUCAGGGCACUUUAAACAUUGAUUAAAGCUAUUUAUUCUAAAAGAUAAAAACGCUAUAUUACAUUAAAGGAAACAUAGAAAACAUGAAUACAACAACAAGAAAUAUAAAUCUGUCAGUAGUUUCUAUAGGUCUCCUUAGAAUGCAAUUUACUUUUAGUUGUUAUUUUUCAAGUAGUCUUGCUUCAUACAGGAUUUUCCCAUAACUUUGUUUUUUGUUUUUUUUACUUUGGCUGCUUUUUGUUGUGCUCUGUGUCCAGCUUAUCCAACACAGUUUAAAUCUUGUUGAGAUUAGGGCUCAGAAAUGGCCAACCUAAUUUUGCACAUCCUCUGCAACUGGCUCUUAAUUGUUUUUGCCGUAAUUUGUGUAAAUAUUGUGCUGAACCUUUCUGACAAUCAAAGAGAGACAUUUUUUUGCAAGUCUUUUCACAGUUGAAGCAUUUACAUUGCAGUCAGAGGCUGAGCAUGCACUUAACUGGAUUUGCUUCUGUCCCCCAAAGAUGUUAGGUACUGUGGUUUGGGUGCAUGCUGCUUUUUGGUAUUACUGAGUUGUCUCUGUUCAUGCAAUAUAGUGUUUUUUUACAAACAAAUAAAUAUUGCCCACAAAAACUUAAAAUAUGGUGAACUCCAGUAAAGUUAAAAUUACUAUUUUUGCAUUGCAAUUGUAAAUUGUGAGGCAAACUCGAGGAGGAAAAGCUAGUUCUGCAUGAGUGGUGGUAUGGGUAAAUCAUGUGUGUUGAAACCAAAAUAAAAUAUGACAUUUUGUACUUUUGCCUCAUGUAAUAAAUCUUUUAAUUUUGUUUUCAUAUUCUUUGAGCGUACAGCAAAAAUCACAAUUUAGAAUGUAAUGUCCCAACACUUAUGGAGGGCACUAUUUUCCUAGGUGGCCUAAAACUUUUGCACAGUCCUGUAGUUGUGCGUGGAAACUGCAUUCCAAUAACUAAACACUGGGUGAGAUUGACAUAUGCAUCCUUUAAACAAUGGAUCUUCUUUCCUGUCAACAGGUCGUGCACCUCGUUCAUUUUCCGGCACCAUCAGACAUUCUCUUAAAAGAAGCAAGUGUGACAAGAAAUGUUCCUUAUGUGGGAGGAGAUUU
Molecule: messenger RNA, 6439 nt
Organism: Esox lucius (northern pike)
Lineage: Eukaryota; Metazoa; Chordata; Actinopteri; Esociformes; Esocidae
Product: zinc finger protein 493-like
Exons: 9
Coding region: 348-5372 (1674 amino acids)
Biological process (GO): regulation of telomere maintenance via telomere lengthening; telomere capping; regulation of transcription by RNA polymerase II
Cellular component (GO): nucleus; shelterin complex
Molecular function (GO): RNA polymerase II cis-regulatory region sequence-specific DNA binding; telomeric repeat DNA binding; DNA-binding transcription factor activity, RNA polymerase II-specific
Source: RefSeq, a predicted model, not a curated record